AUGACAAUGUGCGGAUCCCUGAUCUGGGAAGGGGAGCAGGACCGGGACCUCACCGUCGUGGGGCAGCAUUGGCCGACGUUCGUUGUCACCCACUUCCGGGAACCCCCGAUCUUGCUGCCCCAGGAUGUGGAGCGGGAGAUGCUAGCUUCCGCACCCCGCGCGCCUCGUACUCCAUCGCCACUUGCUGCUGCGGCUUUAGCUGCCGCUGAGCGGCCAGGCGUGACAUCGCAGCUCCAUGGUACAAUUGGCUCGCAAAACUGGGAGGACCGGAAGAACAAGGCUCGUGCUCCGCAUGCCUUCCUCCUGCCUUUCUAUGACACCAACAUUGGGCACUGGAUGAAGCAGCACGGUUCCAUGAACCCAUUGCAAUCCUACGAGAUGCAAUCACUGCUUCAACCAGGGGACACUGUCAUCGACGUGGGUGCCAAUCUCGGAUGCUACACGGUGCCGUUUGCAGAGCGUGUGGGCAUGGCAGGCAAGGUCAUCUCCUUCGAGCCAUUUCGUUGGCUUCGUCAAGUCGUAGCAGCCAACGUAGCUUUGAAUGGCCUGAGCAACGUGUGGCUUCCACCCGUGGGACUGAGCACAUCGCGAGGAAGCUUUGAGGCACGUCCACCGCAGCUGAAAUUCUUUUCGUCUCCUGGCGGGAUGAAGCUGCAGCAGCAGCAACAGGAUGCCAAGCCUGAAGAGGUCAUGCAGCUCUACGAUUGGGAUUCUGCACCCGAGCGCAUCACUGUUCUCAGUCUUGAUGAGGUUCUCGGACUUGUGCCGUCACCUGGUGUGGAACUGCUCGGCCUCCCUCAAGUAGAUGAUGUUCGGCUCAUCAAGAUCGAUGUGGAAGGAAUGGAAAAGGAGGUACUUGCAGGGGCCAGGAGAGUGGUACAGGCCUUCAAGCCCAUCGUUUGGACGGAGAAUGUUGCGUACUUUUCGUCGAACGGUCAGGAUGUGUCCUUUCUGCAGAUCAUGGACGAGAUGGAGUAUGCCUGCGCACAAGCACAAAAUGCUCCGAACGACAUCAUUUGCACGGACCGACACGGUCGUGGGCAUCAAAUUGUUUAA
Symbiodinium necroappetens is the source of this 1056-nucleotide messenger RNA. The record is from the annotation of a GenBank genome assembly. NCBI's taxonomy places the organism in Eukaryota, Dinophyceae, Suessiales, Symbiodiniaceae.